Asterias rubens (European starfish) is the source of this 3121-nucleotide messenger RNA. Its product is annotated as vacuolar protein sorting-associated protein 51 homolog. Gene Ontology annotation, cellular component: EARP complex; membrane; GARP complex. Bases 12 to 2417 code for a protein of 801 amino acids. The record is from RefSeq and is a predicted model, not a curated record. The transcript is spliced from 20 exons. NCBI's taxonomy places the organism in Eukaryota, Metazoa, Echinodermata, Asteroidea, Forcipulatida, Asteriidae. Gene Ontology annotation, biological process: endocytic recycling; lysosomal transport; retrograde transport, endosome to Golgi.
UACAGCACAAGAUGGCGGCGACCAGAGAAGAAUCAGCAGAGAGUGAACAGCGGCGGAGACGCAAGCAUGGGAUGCUCAAGAUGUAUUACGGACUUGAUGAUGAAACGGGAGGAGACACCAGUGCGAGUCCCAUUGACAUCGACGGGGCACACUUUGAUUCAGAGAUCUACCUGACUAAACUCAUGAGAGAAAAGAGAUUGACUGAGCUGGUAGAUCAGGAGGUUGACAUGGUUAAACAGAUCCGGUCGCUAGAUAGUGAUAUGCAGACCUUGGUGUAUGAGAACUACAACAAGUUUAUUAGUGCAACAGACACGAUUAGAAAGAUGAAAACAGACUUUAAAAAGAUGGAGGAGGAGAUGGAUCGCCUAGCAACCAACAUGGACGCCAUCACAGACUUCAGUGCUAAGAUCAGCGGCACCUUACAAGACAGACGAGAGCAGAUAACCAAGCUGAGUAGCGUCCACAUGCUUCUCAAAAAGCUCCAGUUUUUAUUUGAGCUUCCAGCCAGACUCAAGAAAUGCAUUGAGAUGAAAGCGUACAGCCAGGCUGUCAGGUACUAUGUGAAGGCCAGGGCUGUCUUACUUCAGUAUCAGCACAUGUCAUCGUUCCACGGCAUUCAACAAGACUGCAAUGAGAUUGUCAAUGAGCUACGUACAAAACUCAGAGAGCAAUUCGGCAAUCGAGAGUCGAGUGCACAGCAACUUGCAGAGAGUGUGGAUCUUCUUCUUCAGUUAAAGGAACCACCGGAUGAACUCUGCGAUGAAUUCCUCUCUCAUGCAAUGCAGAAGCUUGAUGAAGACUUAGCGGAGAUAGCAGCCCAGGUUGAUCCAGCGUUGGUUGGUACCCAGCAGAACGAACAAGAUGUUGAGACUGAGGAGAGAGAUGAGAAGAGACCAGCCGAGAAACUCAUGCGAAGUAUACCAAUGGACAUCCUGGAGUUUGUUGACAGUAGUUGUAACAGCUUCUUGAGUAACAUCAGUCUACUCAUUGCAUCUUAUAAGGAGCUGUUUGUGGACAGGCAAGCAACGGAUUCACAAGAACAGGAGGCUCUGGAGCAGGUGGCACACGCUAAGCUAGCUGAGUUUGUCAACUCCCGUAUGCAGCAGUACUUUGUGUACAUUGAUGACAGGAUCAAAGCAGAGAAGAGCACAGUGGAUAACUCCUUGCUGGUGCGCGCCCUUGAUCGUUUCUACCGUCGGCUACUCGCAACGGACCGCCUCGUUCCACAACUCAAGAUCAUUGAGCGUGCCUCGGCCAUCAUAGCCCAGAGUGGUCAUGAGAGGGCGCUGUUUUACUUUGAUGGACUGAAGCGUCAUUUUUCAGAGUGCAUGACGGACAUUCGUCAGACUCUGUGUGCCCCGAGAUCUGCUGGCAAGAAAGAUAAACUAGACAUGAUAGAUCUACUGAAUACAACUUCAACAUCCAUUGUAGAACAGAUCAAGGCCAUCCUCACAAAUCUCAAGGCAUUUAUUGCCAACGACAUUACAUUCUCCCAGACGCCAUAUUUCCGAGGUCCAUUCUGCCAGGACGAUGUUCGUGAAGGCCUCAUUGUGGCAUUCUUCAGACACAUGCUAACUGCUUCUUGCGACCUCUGUGACGGAGUCGGUGAGAAGAGUUCCUCUACAGCUCCUCCCCUCAUCCUUGUUCUCUCAAGACUUCUUCUAGACUUUGAGUCGUCUACAAUCAGUCAGUUGAUGGUGUUAGGGGAUGAGCUGUUCGCUACGGACAACAGACGAGGUUUAACCCAAGCUUCUGUCCUAUGCUCAGAGGCUCAGACAGCUGCACAGAGACUACUGAACCACUAUGUCAAACUUCAAGGGCUACAGAUAUCUCAGAUGCUAAGAAAGAGUGUCGACACACGAGAUUGGCUGAAUACCAUUGAGCCACGCACAGUGCGUGCUGUCAUGAAGCGCGUCGUAGAGGAUAUCACCAACAUUGACGGCCAAGUGGGGGCGCUUUACGAGGAAGGAACACGCAAGGCUCACAGUAGUGACUCUAGUAGGAGAGCUCUAAGCUACAGUGUAUCUAAGCAGCAGCAGCUACGCAUGCAGAGAAGCUAUGCAUCAAGUAACACCUUUGACACCAGCUUGAUGAGUAAUAUACAGAAGCUGUUUUCAGAGAGGAUAGAAAUCUUCAGCACUGUAGAGUUCUCUAAAGUCUCCAUUCUUACCGGCAUCGUCAAGAUCAGUCUCAAGACAUUUUUAGAGUGUGUUAGACUGAGGACGUUUGGGCGUUACGGAUUGCAACAGAUCCAGGUUGACACGCAUUAUCUUAACCUCUACCUUUGGAGAUUUGUAGCUGACGAAAAAUUGGUUCAUUUUCUAUUGGAUGAAAUAGUGGGCAGUGCUCUUCACCGAUGUCUAGAUGCGGUUCUAAUGGAGACCAGUAUUGUUGAAGUUAUCUGUGACCGUGGAUGAAACACAAAUACCCAGUUGCUAUGGCAAUGAUCUGACCCGAGAGCAAGCUAAAGGUAUCUUUCAAAAAAACAUAUUGGACCAAUAUUAUUGCAUUUUUGUUUGUUUUACUAGAACGUGUAUAUCUUGGGCUGUAGAAUCAGUUCUACUACGCUUAGAAAAAAAAUGGUACUGUUUUUUCUUGGUAAAACAUUAAACGGUGUCCAAAAAAGGAUUCAAGCGUGAAAAAAGAUAUUAGCGUGCGGUACUCUUUCAUGGCGUGGUGUGAGGUGCUAACUUAAUAGGGUAUCGUGGCUGAGUGGAGAAGAACACCGACCUCAAGCUCUGGUGUGUCUGUUCAGCAGAGUGUUAAUUUGAAUCUCGAUCGUGACACUUGUGUACUUGAGCAAGACACUUCACCUUAAGUUUCUCUCCACCCAGGGGUUAAAGGGUACCAACGAGACCACAGGUCUUGUUGCUCAAAAUGUUCACUGGCCCAGAAUAGUUUUAUACAAAACCAGAAUCUAAAUUAGAAAAAAAUGUCCUGACACAUCUAAAGAUACAUUUAACCGUUUUAUUUGAACAAGCAUUAAGGAAUGUAAAGAGAAGAUUGAUCUCAUUUGUCUGUAUAAUAUGAGUAUAAGUAGUCUCCUAGCGAUGACUAGAGCAAGCUAGUCGAAACCUUGAGACCAACCAAAGAACUGACUCCGCGGUAGUAAUAGUUAAUA